CUCUAGCCACGGCAGUUCGCGCGCUUUUUUCUUCAACAGUCUUUAAACUGCGGGAAAAUUACUUGUGGCGGUCGCAGGCGGAAGAACGUAAUAUAAAUAAAAGAGCAUAUUAUCCCGCGUACAAGCCAUGGAUAUAGACUUCGGCGCGGAGGCGGGGCAGUCCUACCGCACGGUGCAGCUCUCCGCGAAAGAGGUGCUCGCCGCUGGCCGCCGUCAGCAUUAUUGCAACAUGAUCGACCUGUUGGCGAGCAGCUGCAAGAGUUCCGGUCUGAUAGCCACUUCCUUCACGGACGACGAGCUGGUGGAGUUCUGGCUGGGUGACAUCCUGCCGCUUAUGUUCGAUGCGGACCGCAAGAUCCAGGACUGUGCCGUGGCAGCCCUGGCGGAGGCAUUGGUGGCUCUCGACGUGUCCGUUAUCCACUCGGCCAGGUGCUGGCCCCAGAUCCGCACUGAGUUCGUCAACAAAUACACCACUAUCAUUGGGGAGAUGCGCGAUGCUAAGAACUCCAACUGGCACAAGAUAUGGACGCUGCUGGUGCAGAUCAUGGACGAGGAUCUGCUCCGGGGCUGUGUAUAUAUCAACAAAUUCUUGGCUCUGGUUGAGUUGGGCUUUCGUAACCCGGAUAAUGGUGUUCGUUCGGAGGCAUUUCUUUGCUGGCGCGUGCUCAUCAAGAUCUUUGCCGCCUACGACGAACUGACAUCCGUGAAGAGGCUUCGAUUGCUGCUGAUCCCCCUGCGCACAUCACAAUCGCGAUCCUCCCACGUGAGUGGCAUCAAGUUGCGAGUGUGGUGGUAUCUGCUCACCAGCCUGGACCAGGAGGUACCAAAGUCUUUCGACAGCGCCGUCGAGCACUUUCUGGCUUUUAUGUUGGGCGGAGGUCCACGAAAUCUGCCCACGGGUCUGGCCCACAACUACCAGACGGCCCGGGAGUUGGCCCUGCCCUGUCUUGUGUCCCUUUGGGGCGUGGAGCCCAGUGAACCGCUGCAGCGUCUGUUCAGAGAGCUACGCUUGGAGACCUUGGUGCAACCCUCGCCUCUGAUGAGUGGAGAGGUGCUGCAGCAGCACUGGAAGCCAUUGUUGGGCGCCGCUGUUUCUGGAUUGAAGUUACUUAGCGAGAACGAUGCCACCGAAGCAGAACAGCUCCUGUUGCAGCUGCUAGUCCGCAAUCUGUGCCUCGCCAUGUUUCGGCUGGCAGUUGCUCCCUUCAAUGUGGCGUGCUGCAGUGAAAUCGAGAAAAUCCUGCAGUCCGAAGAUAACUCUGGAGGCCGAGUUGUACGAGCUCUGUUCAAUACCAUAGCCGCUGAUAACUUGGCAAUGGAGCGUGUGGCUGGAAGCGACCAGCUUGAUGUUCUGGAGGCCUACUUGAAACUGGUCCUGAAAUCCAAGACAGAAGUUCCAGCAGCCAUUCUGCAGCGAAGUAUCGCUUGCAUUUUCGCAGUCGACCGUAUUGAGGCGAGCAAUCAGAACGAGUUUCGGAUGCUGGGCUCUUUCGCCGAGUUUCUGAUGCAGAACAACGACGAAGAGGACUUUGAGGGAUUCGCAGUCAAGCUACAGGUGUGGCGACAGGUGUCGCAGGCGUUGUCCAACUAUCUGCGAAACAAUGCGCUGGAAUACCGCGUGGCACACAACGCUUCCCUUUUGGACACUUGGCUUUUAUGGCCACUUCAGACACUGGCUGCCUUUGCUGGGCGACGUGCCAGCAACUCCUUCGAUGUCUCAUUUUGCGAUCAGUGGCGCCAACUGGUAAACGCAGGACAAAACGCACCGGGCAGAAGGAAGUUCUUGACGGACCUGAAAGCCACACUUACAGACCUCCUUAAGAGCAAAGACGAACCGCACUUUGCUGAGCUCUUCGAUGCUUAUGUGAGCUCCGUAAUCAAGCUUGGACUCUGUAAAGAUGCACCAUUGUAUAAGGACGUCUUUGGCCUACUACAAACCAUCUUCGAGCAGCCCUCCUCCCAAAAGACCCUCGAAGCCUGUUUAAACACCCUCCGCAACCUGGUGGUGGAGUUGCGCCAAAACGAACUCAUGGUAGUGUUCGAUUCAUUGAAACCAACCUUGUCCUCUGGCAUCCAGUGCUGGAAUAAGUUGAAGUGCGAAGGAGGCUUCUUGGAGGAGUGGAAGCGGGGUAUUCAAGAAAAGUUUCGCAAGCUGCCCAUGAAGACUAUGGCAAAUCAGCUCAAGGAACUCUUUAAGGGAGACGACCUCUUCGUGAUCAUACCUUCAGUGUGGAGUCUAAACCCCGAAAAGCUGACGGAUCGUCAAAAGGAGCGCUUCGCUGAGAAGUCGGACAUUCCAGCGCUGUACAAUGAUAUGUCGCAGUCCCAGGACUCCGCAUCCAUAAAGCCCUGGACUCCCAAGAAGGUGGUUAUCGCAAAGAGCAAACAGGGUGAACUGGCCUUAACCGGCAAGGAUGACAACGAUGAGGUGAUCGACAUAACGCCAAGCGAGGAAUCUGAGAAGGAACCAGUGAGAGUUGAGGUAAUUACACCAAUCCGAAAGAAACCUGGACGUAAGUCCCAGGCUCAAAAAGAUGAGGAGGCCGCUGCCAGGGCCGCAACUCUUGCCGAGGAGCCGCCAAAGCGUCAGACGCGAACACGGGCUGCUCAAAAAGACACGGAACAGGCGGCACCUGAACGCCAACUCAGAUCGCCAAAGAAAUUGCCACCGCCUCCGGUCGUACAAUCUACAGCAGCUGCCGGUAAGCAGGCAAAGGUUGCAAAACCCACCCCCGUUGUGGUAAUUGCGCAGAGCGAGGAUCUCUUCCCGGAAGUCGCAGCUGAGCCAGAGCCAGAACCUCAGAUAGAACCGGUUAAGAAACCCGACCCUGUUCCCGAAACAACCACUCAACUGACUCCGCCUGAUGUGCCCUUGGAAGCUGUACCCUCUACCCAGCUGCCGGGAGCUAGCGGCGAUCCUGCCCCCUCAGCGGCAGCUGUGGCUGCCGGGGAGACGUCGCCAAAGAAAUCCGGCACACGAAUAUGCAACUUGAGUUCGCCACCUGAUCGCAAGCAGACGAACAACUCCUCGAGUCCAACUCUGCGGCCCAAGCCCACGGGACAUCUGACUGGACGCGGUGCUCAGCUGAUCAACAUGAUCCGCAACAAGAAGCUGGACGCUGCAUCCGGUUCGCCGUAUGCGUGCAUGUCUACAUCGCGCCUGGUCCACCAAGUGACGCCGGCCCGUGUCCAGGAUCGCGCCGAGCAGGUGUCCACGCCCACCAGCGAACUCAACGAGCUGACGGGCACGGAUCAGACAUCCACGCCGAUUCAAGCACCUCCCUCCAAGGAUCUGCUGGUGUUUUCCAAACGACUGCCAUCCCCAUCGGCCAGUCCUUCGGUGAGCAUCCUGAAGCGCAAGCUGCGAUGCGAAAGUCUCGAUGAUGUUACUCUCGACUCGCCGGCCCUAAAGCGAAAGCGGGUUAGCUUCCACGACCCACCGGUGUCCGUCACCAAGGAGUAUCUACGGGAUGUUGAGGAGACGCGCAGCAGCUUGAAAACCAAGCGCUGCCUGCUCAUGGACAAGGUGGCCCAGACCACCGAGAUGCGCCAGGCGCUGAGAAGACGCGGUCGGUUGGAUAGCAUAAUAGAGAUAGAACGUUUCGCCAGCGAGCAGACGGCCAGAACAGCGACGACGGACAAGAGCCUGGACAAGUCCACUGGCGAAGCUCCCGAGGAGGAUGCCUUCACCAGCUUAAAGUGGAACGACACAGGAAAUGCGCACAACAUCAGCAUGAGUGAAGAGCCCGUUAAGGCGAUGGAAGUCGAGUCUGAACCAGAGCCAGCUGGUCAGGAUCUAGCCAUCAUUGAUCCAGAGGCCGCCCUGGAUCUGGUGGUGGAGCAAUUGCCGCUGGAGUCGGUUUUGCAGCGCUACUUUGACAAGAAUCCGCUGAAGAGCGCCGGCACAUUGUCCAAGUUUCUGUCCGCCCAAAUGGGAGCAAACGAAAAACUCAAGACAAACGUGCUGGAGACCCUGUCGGAGAACCACUCCAAGGACUUCCUCGAUCACGCUGUGCGGGAGAAUCUGUCGUCGGUGGUGUGCGACCGCCUGAACCCGAACUCUGUGCUGGAGUACGUAUGCGCCAAGUCGAAGAUCAGCAACAGUUGCCGCAACGGGCUGCUGGCCCAGGUACCCGAAAUUCUCAAAAGCGGCCCGCGCUCCGAUGCCGAGCGACUGGCCUUCGUGGAACAGCUGAUGGUGCAGUGCAGCCCCGGUGACGACCUGCUCCUCGAUCUCAUUGACCUUCUGAUGCGUACGCGUCGUGAGCGGAACAGCAGCAGCACCACCUCCACCCACCUAUCCAAGGGCGUUGUAUCCGCCGCUGGAAGCCCUGACAACGUGGCCGAGACCGCGGCCGACUCCUCGUCGAACUUGUGAAUUGGACCUGACUUGAAAUUACAAAUGAAAUAUUACGCACUUGGCCAUUGCCAUCGAUUAAGCAUGGAGGUACAAUUGUAACUAGUUGGUUCUAGAUAGUUAAGUUUAAACUGCAUUAUGUUUAAGAUAUAUAUUAUGCCCGUUGGUGUAUUAUGUUUCGGCUGCAAGAACUUGCUUCGUAUUUUUACAAUAAAUUCAAUAUUUUAUUAUUAUAUAAAUUA
Drosophila santomea is the source of this 4599-nucleotide messenger RNA. RefSeq names its product telomere-associated protein RIF1 (gene Rif1). Gene Ontology annotation, cellular component: nucleus. Bases 128 to 4378 code for a protein of 1416 amino acids. Gene Ontology annotation, biological process: telomere maintenance. The record is from RefSeq and is a predicted model, not a curated record. The transcript has 4 exons. Lineage: Eukaryota; Metazoa; Arthropoda; Insecta; Diptera; Drosophilidae.